Cokeromyces recurvatus is the source of this 2331-nucleotide messenger RNA. RefSeq names its product eukaryotic translation initiation factor eIF2A-domain-containing protein. The transcript is spliced from 3 exons. Gene Ontology annotation, cellular component: eukaryotic translation initiation factor 3 complex. The record is from RefSeq and is a predicted model, not a curated record. Gene Ontology annotation, molecular function: RNA binding; translation initiation factor binding; translation initiation factor activity. The coding region runs from base 28 to 2229 and encodes 733 amino acids. Lineage: Eukaryota; Fungi; Mucoromycota; Mucoromycetes; Mucorales; Mucoraceae. Gene Ontology annotation, biological process: translational initiation.
AAAACAGCAAUUCAAUUAUUAGAAAAAAUGCCUGGUAUCGAUUGGAAGAAUCUCCCUGAACGUGAAGAGGACAUUGACUUUAGUGAUAUUUACGAAAAGCAUCAAGUUACAGUCAAGAAUGAUUUUGAUAGUAUCAUUGUUGUCGAUGGUGCUCCUAUUGUUGAUGAAGCUAAAGAGGAAAAAUUAUUAACAGUCUUGACAAAGCUUUUCACAAAGGGUGCUGGUGAGAUUAAAGAAAACGGUAUUUGGAUGCCAAUGACUCCCAACGAUGAAGGCAAAAAGACCAGCUCUGGUUAUCUUUUCAUCGACUUUAAAUCAGCUGAAUCAGCCCAUGCAGCUGUUAAAAAUUUAGAUGGUCACAAAUUAAGUAAGACUGUUACCUUAUCUGUCAACAAGUUCACUGAUGUCGAAAAGUAUAGCGAUAUGAAUGAGGAAUAUGUUGAACCUGAGAUUGAGCCUUAUACACCCAGAGAACAUUUAAAGAGCUAUAUGAUGGAUCCUCAAGCUCGUGAUCAGUUUGUAAUGUAUAGAGGCGAUGAUGUUUCAAUUUUCUGGAACAGAAAGACAGAUACUCCUGAACAUGUUUAUUCUAGAACAAAUUGGACCGAGACUUAUGUUCAAUGGUCACCUAAAGGUACUUAUCUCUCUACAUUCCAUACUCAAGGUAUUGCACUUUGGGGUGGUCCAUCCUGGAAUAAAAUUGUUCGUUUUGUUCACCCUGGCGUCAAAUUGAUCGAUUUCUCUCCCAAUGAACGUUAUCUUGUCACUUGGUCAAACGAACCUAUUAGUUUAGCUAGAUUACCUGAAACGGGUCACCCUUAUAGUGACUAUGAUGAAGGUAAUCAAGUUGUUAUCUGGGAUAUUAAGACUGGUAACUUGCUUCGUUCAUUCCCUAUUACUCAAACUGCUGGUGAAGAGCAAAAGACAGUUCGCUGGCCAAUGUUUAAAUGGUCUGCUUCCGAAAAGUUUUUCGCUCGUGUUGUUCCUGGCCAACAAAUUUCUAUUUAUGAAGCCCCCUCCAUGGGUUUAGUAGGUAAAAAAUCGAUCAAGCUCCCUGGUGUUGUUGACUUUGAUUGGUCCCCUGCCAAGAGUGGUGAAAACAAUGAAAUCAAGGCUUAUCAAAAGGAAGAGGUGCUAGCUUACUGGACACCUGAAAUCGGUAAUCAACCUGCUCGUGUCUGUUUGAUGAGUGUCCCCUCUAAGGAAGUCAUUGCUACCAAGAACUUAUUCAAUGUAUCUGAAUGUAAAUUAUACUGGCAAAACCAAGGUCACUUCUUGGCUGUUAAGGUGGAUCGUCAUACAAAGACGAAAAAAUCUGUCUUCAGUAACAUUGAAAUCUUCCAUGUAAACCAAAAGAAUAUUCCCGUCGAAACAAUUGAAUUGAAGGAUCCUAUCAUUGCCCUCUCUUGGGAACCUUAUGGAGAUCGUUUUGCUGCUAUUACUACGAAUGAUCCCAACUUUGGUACUGCACCUGUUCAUGGUCAACCCGCUGCUACACUCAAGACAGAAGUGAAAUUCUUUUAUCUUGAUGAAUCCAAGAAAGCUAAUUCAGGUUUCAAGGUCAUGAAAACACUUGAAAAGGAGACUGCCAAUUAUCUCUUCUGGUCCCCUAAGGGUCACCAUAUCGUCUUGGCCACCUUACGUUCCUCUUCUGUCUAUGAUCUCAAAUUCUACGAUAUUGACUUUAAACCUCUUUCUACUGAUAAGAAGGAUGCAAAGGGCCCUGGCGCCAACAUCCAACUCUUAUCUACACAAGAACAUUAUGGCGUUAGUGAUGUAGAGUGGGAUCCUACAGGUCGUUAUGUCGUUACAGGCUCUAGCAUGUGGCGUCAAUCUGGAGAUCAUGGUUUCAGUAUCUGGGAUUUCAAGGGUCAACUUUUAUUCAAGCAAAAUAUUGAAAACUUUAAACAAUUCUUGUGGCGUCCUCGUCCCGCCAGCUUACUAUCUGCUGAACAAAAGAAGAAGAUCAAGAAGAACCUUCGUCAAUAUUCUAAACAAUUUGAUGAGGAAGAUCUCGCUAUGGGUGAUGCUAACGCUGCUAAACUUCUUGCUGAGCGUAGAAAGGCAAUUGAAGAAUGGUAUGCUUGGAGAAAGGCUACUGAAGCUAAACUCGAAGAAGAACGUAAGGCACUUGGAAAGGAAGUCAAGUUGGCAGAUGAAGGCAAAUCUGAAGUUGUUGAGGAAUGGGUUGAAGAAGUUAUUGAAGAAAAGGAAGAGAUUUUGGAUUAAUUCUUUUUUCCUUUUUUUUUUUUCCUUUUUAACAAAAUAAAUAAAUAAAUAAAAUGUAUACAUAUAAUUUUCACUCCCAUUCCCUCUUACAUUGAUAUUAGC